Messenger RNA from Tribolium madens (black flour beetle), 1232 nucleotides. Its product is annotated as leucine-rich repeat-containing protein 15-like. The record is from RefSeq and is a predicted model, not a curated record. The coding region runs from base 125 to 1186 and encodes 353 amino acids. Gene Ontology annotation, cellular component: extracellular matrix. The transcript has a single exon. NCBI's taxonomy places the organism in Eukaryota, Metazoa, Arthropoda, Insecta, Coleoptera, Tenebrionidae. Gene Ontology annotation, molecular function: protein binding.
CCUUCCCAUGACCUGGAAAAAUUGCGAAAUUUCUUGUUUAGGUCCUAAGACAAAACAACAGAUAAGCCGAGGUUAACUGUAGGGUCACAAUACUAAACCUAGUUUAAACAGUCUUAAAGUGACAAUGGCGCAGCUCGGUUCCAUCAUUUCGCUAAUAUUACUUUUUGUUGUUGUAAACAGUGGUAAAAGUGCAAUUUUUGAAAAUGUAACAGUUUUACUAACAACCGAAUGGAACAAACUUUUCUAUUUCGGACGCACUCCUAUGGAAAAAGUUUAUAUAGCGUCGUCUGACACGCUCGCCGAGUUUGUUAAUUUGCAACCCUUGGAAAUAGUUUGGAUUCGUAACGGAAACAUCCCUUAUCUCCGCAAAAAUUCUCUUUCUAAUUUGCCAAAUAUCGUCCAAAUCUCAGUAGUGUCAAGUGGGGUGAAAAAAAUCGAUCCUGGGACGUUCCAAAAUGACCCAAAAUUGGACAUAAUCAACCUUGAAAAUAACCAAAUCGAGGAAAUUCCAAAUGGGGCGUUCACAGGUCUCCAUUUAAAAGCCUUGUAUUUAAAUAAUAACCAAAUUUCAAGAUUGGGGAGUGCGGCGUUUAGUAACAUGACAAUGACUGUGCUCAAGUUGGAUAAUAACAAGAUUUCGAGGUGGAGGAGUGAGGUUUUCAUGGGUACUCCCAUUGGUACCUUAUCUUUGGCUAAUAAUCUUAUCGAGGAAAUACCAGCAAAUGCAUUUUCCUACGGAUUUCAGUUUAAAAGGAUUAAUGUUCCAUUGGCAGCCUGGCACGUGGUUUUGUCCCAAAAUCGUAUUCGCAAGAUUCACCCACAAGCCUUCAAUAUGGUUAAUGGUUUUGGUUAUCUGAGUCUUGCUGAUAAUUAUUUGACGGAUUUACCGAAGAAUUUGUUCCGUUAUGUGAAAAAUAUAAACACUUUAGAUUUGACAAAUAAUCAAAUUUCUGACGUGAGAGGAGUGUUUGAUGACAUUAAUAUAAACCAGUUGGUGCUAAUUAACAAUACUAUGAAUUGUUUCCCUGAUGAGGUGUUUGACAUUUCAAGGAUUAAUUUCGUGUUUCUUGAUGGCAAUCCUGUGACUUGUGGGUGUGUAUCAAUGUGGAAAGACAUCCAAUUAAGAAAUAACAUUUGGGUUGUCUUCAAUAUGAAAGAAUUAGAGAAGAAUUGUAUUGAAAAAUAAUUGUAAACAAUAUUUGAAUAAACUAGUUUUGACAUUUUUGACGUAA